AUGUCCUUAGGCAUGUACAACCUGUCUCCGGACGACCAGACCCACGGACUGUGCUCCAACCGCGUCAGAGAGGCUCACACGGACAACUCGACCGCCUUCGAGUUUACUCCCACUGUCUCUGUGUCUAUCUCGCCUGCGGACGAUCCUUUCUCUGCGACCCAUCUCUCUGCUGAGCCCAUGCCUUUUGACUACGGCAUGAGAGACACCCAGGUGCCCGACGAGAUGCCUUCGGGUGAUCUCUACCACAACUCCUACUCUCAACCAUCCCAGAUCAGCUAUCCCUUCGUCGACUACGAGGGUUACACUCCUUCUCCGGUAGCAUACUCUCCGGGCCUCUACAAUGGUUCGCUCAAUGACCAUGGCUCUCUUUUCCCAUGCCCUGCUCCAACCCACAUGGAUGACUACCCACAAAGCAUGACCGACACUCCAGUCUUCCCAGCAACGCCUGCUUCCAUCCCCCCUCCACCCACGCCUGCUGCCUACAACCCCACGACCCCUACCAAAUCCCGCAAGAUCAGGAAGGCCCGCAAGUCCAAGGCCAAGGGCAAAGGAACGGAAAAGUCCUUCCCUUGCACUGUCCCUGGUUGCCCACGUGUCUCUACCUGCGCAGCAAACCUGGCCGACCACCUACUCACCCACACCAACAUCCGCGACUACCCAUGCGAGUACAUUUAUGAAGACGGAACAAAGUGUACCAAAAGCUUUCCUCGUCCUUGGGGCCUGCACCGUCACUACGGAGACACGCACAAGAUCGAUGUCAAGGUUGAGAAGAAGAAUGGAAUCAGAAAAGGUGCUACGAGGAACAAGACACCGAAGAAGGAAGGUCCUUACACACCUCCUCCCACCGUUCGUCCACCUCUCGAUGGUUCUCGCUCCACCCAGAUCAGCAUCACGACGCGAGGCCCAACAGGUCCAUUCUUCUGCUGCGGUGGGGAGUACGCCGACGACAACUCCUUCGUUGUUCAUCACCACCUCUACCACGGUCUCCCUCGCAGCUCCUUCUGCUCAUGCAUGCUGUGCCAGCCGGAUCAGAUGGACACACUCAUGACCGAGCACCCUUUUCCCGACACAAACAUGGACAUCGACAGCCCAGACAAUAACUUUCCCAUUGAUCCUCGGCUGUUGAUGACUUCUGCUUCUCACAUUCACCCUCAAGACCUGAUGUCCUCGUCUCCUACUCUCAGGGCUUUGACCAUGGGUGAGAGUCCACCUGUCUACACUCCUACUGAGUCUCUUCCUGACGCCAAACCAUCCAUGUCUUCCGCCGAUGCCACCCUUCCUGACUUUGUCCCCUCUGGUUCCUUUGAGACCGACACCGAUAUGCUUGCCCCUGCCUACUACAACAUGAGUGAGCAGGAGCGUCUUGAUUACCUUGAUGAUGAGUGGGGUAUUUGA
Molecule: messenger RNA, 1395 nt
Organism: Aureobasidium namibiae CBS 147.97
Lineage: Eukaryota; Fungi; Ascomycota; Dothideomycetes; Dothideales; Saccotheciaceae
Exons: 2
Coding region: 1-1395 (464 amino acids)
Source: RefSeq, a predicted model, not a curated record